Messenger RNA from Tupaia belangeri chinensis (Chinese tree shrew), 1293 nucleotides. RefSeq names its product growth arrest and DNA damage inducible beta (gene GADD45B). Gene Ontology annotation, biological process: regulation of cell cycle. Bases 243 to 725 code for a protein of 160 amino acids. The transcript has 4 exons. NCBI's taxonomy places the organism in Eukaryota, Metazoa, Chordata, Mammalia, Scandentia, Tupaiidae. Gene Ontology annotation, cellular component: cytoplasm; nucleus. The record is from RefSeq and is a predicted model, not a curated record.
CUGCCGCCGCGGGCUCAGAUCGCUGAAGCGGAGACGGCGAGACCUUCUCCUGGGCUUCCUGGAGUGUUUUCGCUGAGGACUUGGCAAUUUUUCUUCCGCCUUUUCUGGGGGACUUCACUGCUUCCUGAAGACCGUGGAGGAGCGCCCCGUUCCGUGGGAAGGUGUUGGGCUGUCUGGCUCGGACUUUGCAGUUGCGCUGGCGACUGUCGUGGGCCGUGCCCGCUGUGGAUUAUAACUGCAUCAUGACUCUGGACGAGCUCGUGGCGUGCGACAACGCGGCGCGGAAGAUGCAGACGGUGACCGCGGCGGUGGAGGAGCUCCUGGUGGCCGCGCAGCGCCAGGACCGCCUCACCGUGGGGGUGUACGAGUCGGCCAAGCUGAUGAAUGUGGACCCUGACAGCGUGGUCCUGUGCCUCUUAGCCAUUGACGAGGAGGAGGAGGGCGACAUCGCCCUGCAGAUCCACUUCACGCUGAUCCAGUCUUUCUGCUGUGACAACGACAUCAACAUCGUGCGGGUGUCGGGCAUGCAGCGCCUGGCGCAGCUGCUGGGGGAGCCGGAGGAGACGCAGGGCGCCGCGGAGGCCCGCGACCUGCACUGCCUCCUAGUCACGAACCCUCACGCCGACGGCUGGAAGAGCCAUGGCUUGAUCGAGGUGGCCAGCUAUUGCGAGGAAAGCCGGGGCAACAACCAGUGGGUCCCCUCCAUCGCUCUCCAGGAACGCUGAGGCCCUUCCGGUCACAGACCUGCCGAGUUGCUGCCAAAAAAAUAACUUACAUGCUUGACCCCCUCCUCCCCAGAUCAACCCCCCAAAACAACCCAACCCAUGAGACCAUCAGGGGCAGAGUCAGAGUUGGAGGCUGACGGCGAGGAGAGGGGGUGUGGGGCCACCCCCCAGGCGGAGCUGGGGGCCGCGCCAGCAGCGGCCACCGAGAGAAGAGGAGAGGGGACCGGGGCCAGCAGGAGAGGGGACCCUGGAGCUCGGCCUUCGCGAUGGAGCAGAAGCCGGAGUGGGGGAGCCAUAGCCCCCCCAUCAUAGAGUCUGGACUCGAUGCUUGGCGGGUGGGGUGCGACUGAGCCCCCGCCCUCCGGAGAGGGCUGGCCGGGCUGCAGAGCAGGACCACGCCUCUGGACCUGGGGCUGUGCGGGUCGGGGUCGCGGGAGCGCCCAGUGAGCUGACCUGCAGGUCGCCGAGGCAUCCGAGGUGACUUCCAGCGUGACGGACACAGGGACUUGGCUGGCAGACGCGGCUCUAUCUGUAACCGCGAUGGCCUGUAAUAAACGUGUAGAGCCUC